Dimorphilus gyrociliatus is the source of this 765-nucleotide messenger RNA. Lineage: Eukaryota; Metazoa; Annelida; Polychaeta; Dinophilidae. The record is from the annotation of a GenBank genome assembly.
AGACAUCACUUUACUUGCUAAGGAGUGAACGAACGAGUAACUGCUUAGGUGCCGGACAUUUAACUUCCUAUUACUCAUUAAAGUUAAUUACACACUUAAUAAGGUUUGUAGGAAAAAAUAUUUUUUACUUUCCUUACUUUAUUUGAAUUUUUCUGUAAUGAGAAAUAUUCAAAUAAUUUAAAACAAAAGCCAAACAAACGUCUAUACGUCCUUUUGUGACCUUCAAAUGUCCAGCUCAUGACUUUUCGCAUUACAGAUUCAAAAUGAGCGGUGGUUCUGCAUUAUUCGGUUUAAAAGCUUUAAGACAAAAGUGGGAGUUAAUUCCACUGGUCGGUAUUCUUGGAACGGCCUGUAUUGGUGCUACUGCCUACUCUAUUUAUGCUGUAGCCACUAAAAGCGAUGUGAGAGUAAAUAAAACUAAAGCUGUAGCUCCUUGGGAAGAGGUUAAUCCCAAUGUCCCUCAAAAGCUAUUGACACUCAAUCAAAAAUAUGCCGAAAAUGCCGAAUUAGAAGCUCUAAGAAAAGAAAUUGGCAGCUACAAAUGCUAGGGAAAAUCUUUCUUCAAAAUAAUUAUGUCAACUCAAACUGUCCAAAUGAUACGUUUGAUCAUAAUGACCUGCGAUAUUAUUUUGGUCUCAAUUUUACUGUUUAUAUAUAAAUAUUUAUAUUAUGUAUUUAUAUAAUUCAAGUAAAUAUUCUAAGUCCAAGUCCGUCAUCUCUAAUUUUGUGAAUAUUGUACUUUAAAAAUAAAAUUGAAUACUAUAA